This is a messenger RNA of Lichtheimia ornata, 2808 nucleotides long. RefSeq lists its product as uncharacterized. Gene Ontology annotation, cellular component: plasma membrane. The transcript is spliced from 8 exons. The record is from RefSeq and is a predicted model, not a curated record. Lineage: Eukaryota; Fungi; Mucoromycota; Mucoromycetes; Mucorales; Lichtheimiaceae. Gene Ontology annotation, molecular function: calcium-activated cation channel activity. Bases 1 to 2808 code for a protein of 935 amino acids.
AUGGCCGAUUCACCCGGGGAUCAGCUACAUGCCGAUCAGUCUAUCAGCACAUUUACCUCUGCCUUGUGGUUCAAUGCUGCAGUGGCUGGUGGAUACUUUACUGCCUUUUUGGUUCUACGUCGUUAUCGUCCACGCGUGUAUAAGCCUCGCACGUUCCUUGUUGAGAAAAAUCGACAACCUCCACCUAUCGAUGAUGGAUUAUUGACAUGGAUAUGGACCAUAUUACGGAUACCAGACAAGGAUGUGCUUCAAGCAAUUGGAUUGGAUCGAUUCAUGGUGUUACGAUUUCUACGCAUGGCCAUUGUUACCUUUGUAUCCUUCUCCCUCCUUGCAGUGCCAAUCUUGAUACCCAUCAAUCUCGUCGACCAACGUGAUAGCGAAGGAUUGAAUCGGCUCACAAUGGGUAACGUCAAGGAUCCUGAACGUACCUGGGCACAUUUAGUAUUAUCCGUGGUGCUCUCUGUGGGUAUUAUUUAUUAUACUUAUCGAGAAACACGCACCUUCUUGGUCCUUCGACGUCAAUAUCUAUUGAGCCCUGAAUAUGCCACCUCCGUCACAGCACGCACUCUUUACGUCCCAUCAAUUCCAGGCAGUGUCAACAAUGUCAAGGCCUUGACCAAGAUCUUUAGUCGUUUUCCAGGAGGUGUACGACGUAUAUGGUUGACUAGAAACAUGAAGGAUUUGCCCGACACAGUGGUUGAACGACAAGCGCAUGUUGCCAAUCUCGAGAAAGCAAUGACGACAACGAUAUCAGCAUGUUACAAAUACUAUGCCAAAAAGGGACGUCAAGGGGAACUUGAAAGUGGACCCAAAUCACUCAUCCCGGAGAAGCUUCGACCUACGCAUCGAGUAUCACCGCUUCCGCUACCUUUUUCAUUGCCCCUGGUGGGACGUAAAGUGGAUUCGAUCGAUUAUUAUCACGAGCAGAUCCACGAGCUCAAUGAAAAGAUUUUACGUGCGCAACGAUCACCCGAGUCUUAUUCCCAAUUAUCAUCAGCAUUCAUUGAAUUCAAUCAACAAAUCGCUGCUCACAUGGCUGCUCAGUGUGUGAUUCAUUCCAAGGAAUUGCAAAUGGCUCCUCGCUUUGUACAAAUCUCGCCCACAGACAUCAUUUGGGACAAUAUGAAUAUCAAAUCACUCGAACGAUUGGGUCGAAGAGUCAUUAGUUGGUCUCUCACUACAGCUAUUGUCAUCUUUUGGGCUAUUCCAAUUACGUUUGUACAAGCUGUAUCCAAUAUCCAAUCACUCGCCAAGGUGCUUCCAUUUCUCACCGUGCUAGAAGAUCUCCCUACUACAGUCGUGGGUAUCAUCCAAGGUAUCUUUCCUGCUAUUGCAUUGGCUAUCCUCGUUGCCUUGGUCCCUAUCAUUUUUCGAUUCCUUUCGGUUCAAGAGGGCAUUCCUCAGAAUUCAAUGGUGGAUCUUUCGCUUCUUCACAAGUACUUUUUUUUCCUCUUUGUGGAUGUGGUUCUUGUUUCAACCAUUGCUGGUGGUGCCAUCAAUACAUUUGUCGCUAUUAAGGAGAAUCCAUUGAGCGUCGUCAACAUGUUGGCUGAGACGUUACCCAAGGCGAGCACUUUCUUUAUCACCUAUGUUAUGCUUCAAUCCUUCACUUCGGGUUCAUCCAUGCUGCAACUGGUGCCAUUGAUCCUUUCCUAUGUGCUUCCAUUCCUAUCGACUACACCUCGGGAUAUCUAUAUUCGCAAGGGAAAAUGCCCCAAUAUUCAAUUGGGUACUUUGAUUCCUACGCAUACGGUGAUCUUUGUCCUUGGCAUUGAAUACUCUGUGAUUGCGCCCCUGAUCUUGCCAUUCGUAUGCCUCUAUUUCAUCUUUCAGUACUUUGUGUACCUGUACCAAUUCUUGUUUGUAUACGAGAUGGGCUACGAAUCUGGAGGCCUGGCAUUUCCUCGAGCCAUUCGUCACGUGUACAUUGGCAUGUUUACUUGGCAACUUACAAUGAUUGGUUUAUUUGCUGUACAAAAGGCAUUACCACAAAUGAUCAUCAUGAUUAUCACCCUGGUGGUGAGCUGCUCAGCACUUGCACUCUACGACAUGUCCUUCAAGCCGCUGUUCAAGUAUCUACCCGUACAUGAGGAUGAAAAGGAGAUGAAAAAGAUUGUUUCAAAGACUGGGUCUGCUGGUGGUGCUGAAGCUGCUGCCAAUGCUUGCACAUUCGAUGACGACAAGCGCAUCCUUACAGAACCUGACAAGGAAGAUGAAAGUGAUCAAGACCAUGAUGAUGAUGGCGUGGCAUUUGAAGAUGAUGAUUAUGAUGAUUACGACAUGGCAUCGGUACAAAGUGGACAACAACAAUAUCAAUUACGCCGUCGAAAACGUCGUGAAUCGGAAGCAACGGCUGUGGUGGUGGAUGCUUAUCAUGCACGUGACACUUUACGUAAACGUAUCCGAGAACAAAUGCGACAUUCAACCCAAUCUAUUGCGAACAAUACCAGCUUUGCAGUUAGUUCGGCCCGUCUCAUGUUCCAUGUCGAGUCCUAUAUGCAUCCAUCACUUUAUCGCAUGCAACCCACUGUAUGGUUACCCGAAGAUGACUUUGGUAUUGCACGCUAUGAAAUGGAGCAGCUAAAGAAAUUGGAUAUCCGUACGAGUUGUGAAGGUGUCAAAGCCAUGCAUCGUGGCAAACGUGGACAAAAGACCAAGAUUGUUGUGGAUGAAUCACUUAUCAUUGAUGGUGGUAAAGGUGUUCCUGGUGAAGUCCCAUCCCAAAAUGAAAACUCUCGCAUCAACGACUAUGUGCGCCAUGUACAAGACAGUUACAACGUCAUCGAGGCCCUUGCACUCACCAUUUAA